GAGCAAAACUCCCUUUCUGUGACUAAUUUAUUUUAGUUUAUUCCUUUAAGUGCUCUGUUACAUGUGGCCUGGGUGAGAGGUAUCGACAAGUACAUUGCAGAUUAAGUAACGGACAGAACAGUAGUGACUGCGAUGUAAACAAGAGACCGUUGACCGUUAUGGCGUGCAUUUUAAGAGAUUGUCCUGUGUGGCAUGAGGAUUUCUGGAGUGAAUGCUCAGUCUCUUGCGGAGAAGGUCAAAGGCGGAGAAGUGUCGACUGCCGAUUCGCAAAUGGCCAGUCGAGUCCCGGAUGUGACGAGAAACUCAAACCUGCAACUAGAGAAGCUUGUAACAUCAGACCUUGUCCGUAUUGGAUGAAAGGAGACUGGGGCAAAUGUUCAGUGACUUGUGGCUCAGGAAUUAAGAUUCGUUCAGUGGAGUGCAGCGAUAAAGAUAUAAGCUGUGACGCAGGAACGAAACCACCAACUUCAGAACGAUGUGAACUUAAAGAGUGUCCACGAUGGAUAACGAGCCCUUGGGAGGAGGUAAAUGAGUUUACAUGAAGAAUAGACCAAUUUUGGUAUAUUAAAAUUCAGCCUAAAACAAUAGACCUGAGUACGAGGCU
Molecule: messenger RNA, 604 nt
Organism: Orbicella faveolata
Lineage: Eukaryota; Metazoa; Cnidaria; Anthozoa; Scleractinia; Merulinidae
Product: A disintegrin and metalloproteinase with thrombospondin motifs 9-like
Biological process (GO): proteolysis; extracellular matrix organization
Cellular component (GO): extracellular matrix
Molecular function (GO): metalloendopeptidase activity; zinc ion binding
Source: RefSeq, a predicted model, not a curated record